AUGUCGUUUCCCAAGGCAAGACCCGACUGGAACAAUUUACAAAUACUUCACAAGAACACACUUCCCCCUCGGGCGCAUUUCUACUCCUACGCUUCCGAGGAAAAGGCUCUUAACUUUGAUCGCGAUCAAAGUGAAUAUAUAUCACUCAAUGGCACCUGGAAGUUCCGCCAUGACGCUUCGCCUUACGAAGCACCAGAAUGGUCGUCUGCCAAUCCAUUGACCUGGGACGACGUUAAAGUCCCGGGGAUGUGGCAGCUACAAGGGUACUCGCAUCCGACCUAUACAAAUGUCAACUACCCGUUCCAUGUCAAUCCACCCGAGGUGCCAAUCCUUAACGAGACAGGAUCCUAUUGGAGGCAGUUCGUGACGCCAGCCUCGUGGGAUGGGCAGCAGAUUCGCAUUCGAUUUGAAGGAGUCGAUAGUGCAUUUCACCUCUGGAUCAAUGGAACAGAGGUGGGCUACUCCCAAGGAGCUCGUAACCCCAGCGAAUUUGACAUUACUUCCUUGCUUCGAUCUCCCGGCUCGGUAAACACUGUUGCAGUGCGUGUGUACGAAUUCUGUGAUGGUUCGUAUAUCGAGCGGCAAGACCAGUGGCUUCUUAGUGGUAUCUUCCGCGAUGUCGGUCUGCUGUCGCUCCCAUCCGACUCUAUCGUGGAUUUCGAUGCUGUUGCGACUCUUAGCGAGGAUCUGUCUUUGGGUGAGCUUCGCACUAGUGUCAAAACGCAAGGUGCGCGGGGCAUUGUAGAGAUCAAACUGUAUCGACCUGAUGGCACGCUACUUGAAGAGUCCAGCUUUCCUUCGACUGAGUCGAAGACUGUGCCAGUGUCAGGCGAUGACUUGAAGCUCUGGUCGGCUGAAAAUCCUGUUCUUUACACCUUGCUCGUCUCAUUCAAUGGCCGGACUAUCCCACAACGCAUUGGAUUCCGUCGCGUUGAGCGAAAGGGCGCCAAUUUCCUGGUCAACGGGAGACCCAUCAUCUUGUACGGCAUGAACCGACAUGAACACCACCACCUUUACGGGCGCGCUGUGCCAUACGAGAGUAUGCGUGCAGAUCUCAUUCUGAUGAAGAAACACAACAUCAACGCUCUCCGAUGCAGUCACCAGCCCAAUGACCCAAGGCUGUACGAAGUCUGUGAUGAGCUGGGCCUGUAUGUCAUUGCCGAAGCUGAUCUGGAGGCACAUGGCUUUGAUCCAGUUGAGAGGUCCAACAUUCCCAAUCAGCAUCUCAUGAGCGAUCGUGAGAUCCAGGAGACAUCGUACAAGAUGGCCACCAAAUGGACUUCUGAUAACCCAGAGUGGAAAGAGGCUUAUCUCGAUCGAGCUGUCCAGCUUGUCCAGCGAUUCAAGAACUAUUCUUGUAUCAUCUUCUGGUCACUUGGCAACGAGGCAUUCUACGGCCAAAAUCAUGCGAGCAUGUACAAAUGGAUCAAGGAAGCGGAUCCCACCCGUCUCGUGCACUACGAGGGUGACAGAGAGGCCAUUUCCGCUGAUAUGUACUCCACGAUGUACUGGAGUGUGGAUAGGCUCAAACAACACGUUAUUGACAAGCCUGACAAGGCUAUGAUUCAGUGCGAGUACGCCCAUGCGAUGGGCAACGGUCCUGGUGGGCUGAAAGAAUACAUUGAAGCUUAUCGUACCGAGCCGCUUCUGCAGGGUGGUUUCAUCUGGGAGUGGUGCAAUCAUGGUCUUCUCAAGAGAGAAGGCGCUCUAUCAUACUACGCGUACGGUGGUGACUUUGGAGACCAGCCCAAUGAUGCCGACUUUAUCCUUGAUGGAAUGGUCUUUUCCGAUCACACUCCUACCCCUGGGCUGAUCGAGUAUAAGAAGGCUAUUGAGCCGGUCACGAUUUCUUUCAAGAAUGGCCAGCUGGAGAUCGUCAACCACUACGACUUUAGCACUCUGGACCAUCUUUCGGCUUCUUGGCACAUUGUCAAGGAGUCCGGGAACACUGAACCCGUGCCAUGGCAGCUACCCGAAAUCAAGCCCGGCCAGUCAAAGCUUGUUGACCUCCCAGAUGGUGUGAAGCUCGGUUCUGAGCCUCAAUGGUAUACCAUCAACUUCUCUUUGAAGGAUGCCACGGCGUGGGCGCUGCAAGGACAUGAGAUUGCAUGGGCUCAGAUCCCGUUGUUCGAAGAGAAGUGUCUCACAUUUCCUCCGGCUCCGACUUCAUCGCUUUCGCUUUCCGUCAGCGAGGAACCAGGAAGGCUCUACAUUACCUCGAACAACUUUGCGUCUCACUUCACCUACGACCUUGUCCGAGGCAAUCUAUCCUGGUCCAACGAGUCUGGUAAGCUAUUCAACAGCGGGCCCCAGCUCGGAAUGUACCGCGCCUUGACCCAGAACGAUAUCGGAGGAGGCGGUCCCUGUGCCGAAUGGAAACGAUUCCGGGUCGAGAGCUGCCGCAUGCUUGUCCAAUCCUCAACUUGGAACGUGAACAGUGAUGGAAGCGUGUCAAUCACAACCAAGGUCCGAGUGGCACCAUUCGUGCUAGAAUGGGCCAUGGAAGCCGAUCUCAGUUACACAAUCACCGAAUCCUCCGUCAAUCUCCACGUCAAGGGUGAUUUCUCCGGCACUCACCCGAAAGAAAUUCCGAGGAUCGGUCUCACCAUCCGCCUGCCCCGUCGAUACGAAGCCGCUACCUGGUUCGGCCGCGGCCCCGGCGAGUCCUACCGCGAUACAAAAGCCGCAGCUCGCUUUGGAACAUUCACAUCCACCCUCGACACUGGUCUGGAGAUUCCAUACGAAUGGCCACAGGAGAACGGCAAUCGCACAGACACAAGGUGGGUUCGUGUCCACGGGUCAACCGCCGAGAAGUCUUAUUCCGCCUCUGCGGGUGCAGAUGCGCCGUUGCCAGCAAUCGAGGCAAGAAUGGAUACACCCUUCAAUUUCUCGCUUCGUAGGUAUGCGACGGAGGAGUUGGAUCGUGCGAAGCAUCCGCAUGAGCUUUGUGAAUUGGAUGGGGAGACGGAGUGGAAUGUUGACUUUGCGCAUCAUGGUAUUGGGACUGGUAGUUGUGGUCCUGGUCCGUUUGAAGGGAAUCGGUUAGAGGCCGGACCGUUUGAGUUUACGACUAUGUUCCGGUUGGUUGAUGAGACGGAUCAGUGA
This is a messenger RNA of Penicillium daleae, 3105 nucleotides long. RefSeq lists its product as uncharacterized. Gene Ontology annotation, biological process: lactose catabolic process. The record is from RefSeq and is a predicted model, not a curated record. Gene Ontology annotation, molecular function: beta-galactosidase activity; carbohydrate binding. The coding region runs from base 1 to 3105 and encodes 1034 amino acids. Lineage: Eukaryota; Fungi; Ascomycota; Eurotiomycetes; Eurotiales; Aspergillaceae. Gene Ontology annotation, cellular component: beta-galactosidase complex. The transcript is spliced from 2 exons.